CCUUGUUUCCGCAUACACACCCGUAGAACAAACUCAGGCGGAUGCAUGCCACGUGUUUCUUUGUUCGACAUGAAACACUACACUCUCCAUAUGGCGUCUUCCAUUUCUAUCUGCAAUAGAUUUGGAUCCCUACAAGAAUACUGCUUAAAAUGCCCAACACCCGCCAAACAGGUCAGGCGCAAGGAGACUGUCUCCAGAGUACCCGUUGAGGAUCUCCUGCUCUGCUUCUGACCAGGCAUAAACGGGCCUGGUUCAUCGACAUUAUCCGAGUCGAAUAUCUCAACGAAGCGCCAGCAAAAGGCCUAGUAUAUAAGCCAUGAUGGUGGCAAUCCCAGGAGUGGCCGCACGGCCACGCUCAGCGCUAACCUCGCCCUUCGAUACCGAUACUAUCAAGCCCAAUACGAUCCCACCCAGAAAGAAGGCAUCAUGCCACUCAUCCUGUCCGACAGCUCUGACCAGACCAACCGAGAGGUCAGCAGACCCAUCGACUCUCGGGAAAGCCACUUCGAAAAGUCCGGGCUGUACGGAGAGCUGACAGGUAAGAGGAGGCCCAAGAAGAAGCUCGUGAUUGGCGAAACCUCGGAGCCCAUAUCCGAAAGGAAAUAUCAAAAGCUCACGUCGAAGGUCCUGAGCGCGAUACUGUACGACGUGAUGGUCAUGGGCACGACCAGCAAACUUCGGGUAGCCGAAGACCUCGAACAAGUCCGACUGUACUGGUACCUGGCGCAGAGGCUGGACGGGGAGGUGAUGGUGGACAAGGCCGUAAAUAUUGAGCUGGGCAUCGAUGAUUUGACCAGUGAGGAUUACAUUCCGAUGGAGUCUGCCCGACUAAAGGUUUGUGUGGAGAGGCUCGGAUGGAUGGUGCUGGCGGUGCUUGCGCAGACGAGCUCAUUUCGCGAAUUUAUCCGGACCCAUGAGGAUGAGUCGCUGUGGGAGAGGUGUCUGGAGAAGCUUGCAGCCCAUGCCUUCAAUAUCGAGAUCCUGGCUCGUCAGCGCGGCGUCGACUGGCGCGGUUCGCUGGCCCCCCACUCGGACUUCGAGAUCGCAGGGAUCAACGCGAGUCUCGCCAGGAUCGACAAGCUCGCUGAGAACAGGCCCCAUGACAUUGUGGUCGAUACCACGUCCAGAAACGUCCGCGCACCCAAAUUCGAAGGCGCUCGCCAGGUAGAUAUCGACGAUUAUAUCUUCAAUCCCAAGAACUGGCCCGCCGGUAAGCUGAACCCGGCCUCGCGCGAUGUCGUUGACCACGGGCCCUGCGAUCUCUGUGACUCGGCCAUCUCAUGUGGCUGUGUGGUCAACCGAUUUCCCGCGCAGUUCAUCCAGCUCGUCGACACGGGCGCCAAGGGGGUGGGCGUCUACACGCUGAUGAACUUCCGGAAAGGGGAGAUCCUGGGUGAGUUCGUCGGUGUCCUUCACCCCCCGGACUAUGCGGGUGACCCGGUGUAUAGCCUUACGAUGCAGUCCAAGCUGGAGGAAGUUACCGAAGAGUUAGUGGUUUCCCCGAAGCGAUUCGGGAAUUGGACGCGGUUUAUCAACCACUCCUGCUCAGCUUCGACGGCGUUUGUGUCGAGGACGAUCGGGCAGCGGUCGACGAUGACAAUCGAGGCCUUGCGUGACAUCGCCGUCUUUGAAGAGCUCACGGUUGAUUAUGGCUCCGGGUAUUGGAAAGGCAGCGAACGGGUCUGCCAAUGCGGAGAGACGAAUUGUCGCACGAAGAAGGCAGAGGCAAGAAAGGCCCGGGAGGAGGAGGCCGCUGCGCAGAAGGAAAAGACUGAAGAGGGCAGUAAUACCACGGAGGGAACAGCAGAGCCCAGGAAGAAGAAGAACAGGAAGAAGAGGGGAGGGGAUCAGCCCAGCGCCCGGGCGAGGGCGAAUCGGGUGCAAAAGCCCAAGAGGGAGAGGAGGAGGCAGAAGCAGGACACGCAGGCGAUAGUGAGUGAAUUGACCGCGUCGGGGCUGACACAAGAUGAUCAGGACGAAGACAGAGACCACUAUGACAAAGACGAUGACAUGGACGAUGGCCAUUAUCCGUAG
Messenger RNA from Aspergillus heteromorphus CBS 117.55, 2034 nucleotides. RefSeq names its product SET domain protein. Gene Ontology annotation, molecular function: protein binding; histone H3K36 methyltransferase activity. The transcript has a single exon. Bases 427 to 2034 code for a protein of 535 amino acids. Gene Ontology annotation, biological process: regulation of DNA-templated transcription. Gene Ontology annotation, cellular component: nucleus; chromatin. The record is from RefSeq and is a predicted model, not a curated record. Lineage: Eukaryota; Fungi; Ascomycota; Eurotiomycetes; Eurotiales; Aspergillaceae.